AUGUUUCUCACAAGGGUGUUUGGAAGGACACUUUUUGCUGCGGCCAGAUCAGAGGCUUCAGCUGCUGGGGCCGCCGCCUCCUCCUCCUCUACUACAUAUAAGCACAACCCACUUGAGGAGUUCUUUGACACCACUAGAAGCCCAGAUGAUGACAAGCCUGUUGUUUAUGGUCGAAGUUGGAAGGCUCCAGAACUACGUCUUAAGUCUUGGGAUGACCUUAACAAGCUUUGGUAUGUUCUCUUGAAGGAGAAGAACAUGUUGAUGACACAGCGACAGAUGCUUCACGCUCAAAACCUACGCUUUCCAAACCCGGAGCGUAUUCCUAAGGUAAGGAAGUCAAUGUGUCGAAUUAAGCAAGUACUGACGGAGAGAGCCAUUGAAGAAGCAGAUCCUAGGAGGUCUGCUGAGAUGAAAAGGAUGAUCAAUGCUUUAUAA
Molecule: messenger RNA, 435 nt
Organism: Fraxinus pennsylvanica
Lineage: Eukaryota; Viridiplantae; Streptophyta; Magnoliopsida; Lamiales; Oleaceae
Source: the annotation of a GenBank genome assembly